GAAAGUAAAGUGGGACACAACAGACUGGGUCAAACCGGCGACGAUGGCUGACGCAUAUUCGUACCCCCUGCUCGUCGAUAUCGGAGAAAACAAAGUACCGAGGUUGAAAAUCAAACUGAUAAAGUAUUUUCAGAGUAAGAAAUCCAACGGUGGCGACUGUGAAGUUGACUACGAAAAUGGCAGCGAGACUGCGGUGUUACGCUUCCGCAAGGAGGAGGGUAAGCUCAGGGCUCCUCAAAGUCGAUUAUAACUUUGCUGUUUAUGAAGUUGACUAAUUUUCAGAUGGCUUUUCAUUCUUAUUUUCAGACCAGCAAAAGGUUUUGGCGAAAGAGGUUCAUGAGAUCGGUUUGGAUACUGGCGUGUUGCGGAUGAGGGUUCGCCUACCUCCAGACGAAACAACAAAACAGGUGAGUGGAAAAACACAGCUGUCCUCUUUGCAUAUUUGAGAGGUUUGUGAAUCAUGUAAUGUGACUGGUUGGGAAGCUUUCCAAACCAGCUGAUAACAAGAGCAUUGAGUCUUAUGAAACUAGUAACAAAAAAUGUCAUAAAAGUUAUGAAAAAGUGACAAAAAUUCAUUUUUUCUCCCCAUUUUCUGCAGGAAGUUCCACCAAAACAAGUUAAAGACAAAGGUAAGUGCAAACCAAAACAAAUGUAUUCUGCUCUUUACAGGAUAAUGUGAAGAUAAGUUGACAAAUCAUUAACAAGCCAUUUUUUGUAUCUUCUUGUGUAUUGGAGACAGGGGCGGAUCCAGACUUUGUAACCUGGGGUGGCCCAGACACUAAUUUAUGCAGGGGUUGCAUGAAGUAUGUGAACAUCUAUCUACUGUUUGGGGUGGGCAACAUGACCUAACAUUCAUUUAUUUUCUUUUUUUCACUUUAUGAUGUUGUAUUUUGAUAUUGCACAAUUAAAGGAAAUCAAACACAUAAACACAGGAUCACUCUAUGACACCACCUCUUCCCCUAAAACAAGCCUGUGCUGUGAAAUUCAAAUCAUGUUUGUAACUGAGGAAGAGAUGGUCAGGGUAUGUGUGCAUACCUGUCUGUCUUCACUAUCCACUUUAACAAUAGUAAUUUUAGUAUCACAGAUAUUAUAUUCCUGUCUCUAUAGCCACCAUUAUAGUUAAAUAAAGGUAACUUCACAUCAGCCAGUCCAUCUUAUAUUAGCUCCACAAUAGGGGAUUUCAUUUUGUUACAGAAGUGCAGCAAACUUCGGUGGAAUUUUCCAGUUAAACAAUUGUUAUAUAAGCAUGUUUAUGUUUUAACUUGACCGUUAAAGCCCCUGUGAGGAACUUUCAGUUUGUGUCAGCUUUGGUGCCCUCCUGUGGACAAAGCAGUCUUUGCUUAUCAUGUCUCCUACAUGCUUAAUUAGGGUCUUCAGAUGGAGAAAAUUCAAACUUGCCAACUUUAAACAGUCAAAUGUAUCACUUUUGUGACAGUUUAUUGUUGAAAAUGUAAAAACGGGGGUUUCUUUGACAGCUUCACUGACACCUACUCUCUUGCACCAGCCUCAGGCUCUAAAAUGGCUAAAGUGACAUCAAUUUGAGUCUAUUUUAUAAAUUAAAAGACAAGAAAGUCAUCACAGGAGCUUUAAGAGAAAUGUUGAGGAGAAUGAUUAGUAUCUGUAGCCAUGGUAGCACUACCCACCAUGUAUCCAGAAGAACUUUUUUAUGUAGAACUACUAAUAUGUUACAUUUAUAUAUAUUUUAAAUCAAUACAGUAUACAUAUAUAAUACAGUAUUUAAAUCAGUGUUCAGUAUUAAUCUAUUCAGGGCCUCAGUCAGUUAACAGUUAACAAACAACUGUGGGUUCUAGUUUCUUGCUUACUUGUAGUUCUUGUGAUUUAUCUGACAUUAAAGAGCUUCACUCAUAGUCCAAGCUGUAGCCCAAAGGAAUUAGAUAUUCUGCUGCACCUGCAUGAAGGGUUGAGUCUGUUUUGUUGAUCACAUGUCCAGGUCAACAGCUUUUUUUAACCCUGGAGUUCCCCCAGAAAUACGUUAUAUAAGAACAAGUUCAUUUCACUUUCCAUUCUCCCAGCACAUUGGUUCAAUGUUCAAUUUUUUCCAGUACAGUAUCUGUAUAUAGCAUGUAAACACCAAUAACAUGAAACUAAGUUGUACCAGUUUAACAGUUUCAAGCUUGUUUUUAAUCACAGUGGAUAUAUCUGGAAUGGCACCUACUUCUGUGUUGCUCACUCCUUCUCAUAAAAAGGGGGGAAAGGACAUGCAAUAGCCCUGUGUUCUGAUAAAUGUUGAUAGCUUCACACUCUUGUCGAGGGCAGAAUAUGAUUUUAUUAUCAGAUUAGUGCAGGUAUGCUCUAUAUCCAGUUCUGCGUGUGUUAAGACAUGGGUGUGUCAGGAAUCUGACCAGACAAAGGAAGUAUAAGUCAUUUUCUAUGAGUCUGUGGACAGUUCUUUGAAACUCUCUGAAAAUAAAGUUUCAUUCAGAGUUUGUUAUAAUUCAGUGUUAGGUCUUGUGUUCACCUGAUAUUAACAUGUGCCCUGAUACAUCAGACCACACCUUUGUGUAGCAGUUGACCAACGUAGGUUUUUCAAUGUUUUAAACUGAUGUUGAUAUUUGCAGAGCAGGGCUGCUGAGCUGGUCUCACUUUUUUCUGAAAUGUCUCUUCAGCCUCUGAACAUUCAUGUCUUAUCAACAACAGAUGCUGCUGAAAAUGAACAACCUGAGCCGGCAGCCAGUGUUCAGAUUGAGGUCAAAAGUGGAGAUGAUGAGGCCAAAGAAGAUGAGGAAGACAAGGUCUGCUCCACUAUGGCUGUUAUAGAGAAGUUACCAGAGUCUAUACAGCAGGAGUAUUUGGAGAUGCUGGUGGAAAAUGUUUUGAAGGACUCAGAGUUUCAAGUCAACUCUGAGAGUUACACUUUGGAGAUUAUUCCCAGCCUCUCCUGUGCUUUGGUGACCUUCCAGAGUGGAAAAGGUGCAGAUUUCGAAAAUACUGAGUGUUCUUACUUUGUUUUGAAAAAAGGACUCUAAAAGUUGUUUAUUCCUUUCAAAUCUGACUCAAUAAUUUAUGUGUCUCUCUCUUUCACAGUAAAUAAUGAUUUUGUGAUGAGAUGUCCUCACAACAAAAACUUCAUAAAGAAGGGAUUAACAGCUCAGCCUCUUGAAGCCACAAAAAAAGUCUUGGUUGAUGACGUAAAAAAUAUCAGUGAAGAUUCCCUAUGUCUUUAUUUUGAGAAUGAAGGUGGAGAAGUUGAAAAUGUUGAGCUUAAAGAAGCGGAGCAAUCUGCCAUCAUUACAUUCAGUGAUCCGAAAGGUAAAGCAUCUAUGAUACUUGUUAAAUAUACCUGUGUGGAUAUUUAAUGAACUUUGUGCUCGAUUUGAAUUAAAGCUGCCAUUUCUAUUUUUAACAUGUGAUUUCUUUGCUCAUAGUUGUUAAAAUCUUAAAGAAGGAGCAUCGCAUCGGACAGGAAGAGAUCAGAGUUUAUCCUUUCUAUGAGUCACUAGGAAUAGCCCUCUAUGGAGAAGACAUGCCUUUGCUCAAACUCCCUCCUGCUGUCACUGAACCCAUUGAUGAAGCUCUCUGGAGAUACCUGAGUGACCAUCAGCCAGCAGUAGAGACCAUUCAAAAGUGCUUAGCUGAACACUUCUGCAGUGUCAGUCUCGGCCGAUCCGCUGUAUGCUUGAGCCCUAUUCCUUCGCUGCUGCAAGAAAAGGACGCCAGAGACAUCGUCACAAAGUGGAAGGAUACCGUGAAGUCAGCCUUGGCACAAGAUUUGUCACACUUCCAAUACCUGAAACUUCAGCCAGAACCAACAAAAUGGGAAGAGUCUGAGGAGAAGAUCAGAGCGACACUGCUGAAGGAGGAUGUCACUGUGGUGUCUGAUAAAGCCAGUGGUGUCAUAUCAGUGGUUGGUCUUAUGACUGACAUCAACAGACUUGAGCAAACUCUUAGAGAAGUCAUCAAUAUGAUAAUCAAAAGGGUACAGAGAGAGAGAUUUAGUGUAACCCAAAAGAUCAGAGUGGCCCCGUCGAUUUACCACAUCCUGUGUCAAGAUGGUCUUGAGGACAAACUGCUUUCUGUGUACCCAGAACUGAAAAUGACAUUCAGAAAAGAGAGUGCAGAAUUAGUAGUAAGUGGCUUAAAUGAUGAGAUUUUGACAGCAAGCAAAGUCGUGUGUGAAGCAUCAGUUGCGUUAAAACGACAAAAUUUGCAAAUAGAUCAGCCUGUCCUUGACUUCUUAAAGCAGGAAGAACCUGAGAAACUUACAGACACCCUCCUCACAUCCAACAAGAUAAAUGCAGCAUUUGAGAUCACUGCAAACCAGGUUCAGCUGCUAGCUGUUACUGACAGAGGUUUAACUGAGGCUGAAGGUCAUCUGAAAAACCUGCUGGUAUCUCUAAACAUACAAGCUGAAGACAGUAAUGUCCUAAAGAAGCCAGGUUGGAAGGACUUGGUGAGCAGAUUGGAGAAUGCCAACAACAAGCCACUGAGGACGGUUCGAGUCCACACCACUGAUAAGGAAAUCGUGGUUUCUGGAUACAAAGACAGAGUGGAAAGAGUGUGCGCUGAACUGAAAGUUUUCUCAACGCAGUAUGCUGAAGUUGAAGAAACCGUUCCCAUUAAGCGCAAUGCCAUAGUUGACUAUAUUGAAAAAGCUGAUGCGUCUUGGUUGGGCAAAGUGGGUGACAAAGUGAGGGUUCAAUACAAGAAGGGGGGCAUCUGUUUGAGUGGGUGUAGAAUCCAUGUCACUGAAUGCAAGACCUUGGUCAACAAGCAUGUGUCCUCUUUGGUCUAUGAGCUAUUCAAAGUCUCCAAAUCUGGAGCGAAGUCCUUCUUCCAGGACAAAGAAGCUAUGUACAUGUCUGUCAUCUUCUCUGACACUGGCUGCCUGGCCCAGCUGGCUGAUGAGACAAGUGAUGAACAGGAUGACCUCAGACAAUUUCCCACCCCUGUUUAUCUCCUGCAGACGCCUGAUGGAGUUGAAAUAGCUGUUUGCAAGGGAGACAUGUGCAGCUACCCAGUGGAUGCAAUAGUUAAUUCUUCUAACCAGAGUUUGAAGCUUGAUGGAGGUCUUUCUGCAGCUCUUCUGAAAGCUGCUGGUCCUCAGUUGCAGGUGGAAUGUGACAAACUGAUUCAAUCAGAUGGGCAGCUCAAACCAGGAGACAGUGUCAUCACAAACGCAGGGGGGCAGCUGUCCUGUAAAAAAAUCAUCCACGCAGUGGGACCCACGUUUGAUUCAGUGAAUCCAUCGAAGGCUCGGGCACAGUUGAGAAAAGCCAUCAAAGGGAGUUUAGAGCUCGCAGAAAAGUACAGGUGUGUCUCUGUGGCUAUCCCUACCAUAAGUAGAAACCAAGGCUUUCCUCCAAACUUGUGUGCAGAAAUAAUUAUCACAGCAGUGAAGGAGUACUGUGAUGAAAAAUAUGAUGAGAUUACGCUGAGGAGGAUCCACUUUGUCAACAAUGAUGAUCAUCCUGUUCAACUGAUGGAGUCUGCUGCCAAACAGGUGUUUGGAAGCAAUGGUGUCAGUCAGUCUCAGCAAACAACCUCUACCACACCACCCAUACCUGUGAAACCUGCUCAUUUCGAUCCGAAUUGCCUUUUCCAAGUGCAGACCAAGGAAGUUGUGGACAUAUCUGUUUUGAAAGGAAAUAUUGAGAACUCCACGGUAACUAUUAUUCACUUAUUACAGAGAAUAUAUGAUAAGAUAGCCUUACAGAUUAAUCCAAUUCAUAAUGGUCCCAUGAGGCUUAAUUAUUUUCGUUCCAGCUGGAUAUUGGUACAACUUUUCUGUCUUCUCAUUUUCAGACAGAUGUGAUCGUCAACACCGUGUCUAAAGAUCUUGAUCUAACCAAGGGGGCAGUUUCAAAUGCAAUCUUACGUGUGGCUGGACGAAACCUUCAGCAAUUGGUUUGGGAAAAUAAUCAGAGUGCAAAUAUCGGUGAUGUCAUUGCUACAGCAGGCUGUAACCUAAAGUGCAAAGAAGUUUUUCAUGCAGUUGCACCUAACUGGGACAAUGGCAAAGGCUCACCUGACAAGGUAAAGCCUUACAUGAUCUGAAAAUGUGUAAUUUAUAAACGGGGAUCGAUGCAGAGGCUUGUGCUCGGAUGCAGAAGUAGUGCAAACAUUGAGUAUUUUACCUUCAAAGAUUCAAAACAUUUAUUCCUUGCCUUCCAGAUCUUGAAAGGGAUUUUCUGUGAAUGCCUGGGAAAAGCAGAAGACAACAGUCACACCUCCAUAUCCCUGCCUGCUAUUGGCACUGGAAUUCUGGGCUUCCCAAAAGACCAUGUAGCCUUGUCGCUGUUGAAAGAAAUCUCAGAGUUCAGUAGUAAGAAAAAACCUAAGCAUCUGAAGAAAGUCGUGAUCGUUCUUUACCCAGGAGACAGUCCGACUAUCCAGGUAAGACAAGAAAUUAAACAGCAAAAGUCGCUUUGCAUUACAAUCAAGAUUCUGUGGUGUCACUUGUGAUUACUGGUGGUAAAGUUAGUGUUGGUUGAACACUGACAGUCCUGGAAUCUUGGGAUCAUUAAAUACUAUGUUGACAGUAGGAAUAAGUAAAGUAUGUGUUUCUUCUGUUUGUCUGUAAUAUUUGAGAAUGUUUUAUAUCAGAUAUUUCUGUAAAUCUGUCUGUAGGCUUUUACUGAUGAAUUCAAGAAGCAGUUCCCCAAUGCGACGGGUGGUGAUGGGUCAUCAAGUGCCCCACAAAGAGCAGGUGCGCACAGUGGUCGAAGUUUAACAUCAUUUUGGUUUUGAAGAUUCAAAACUGUGCUUUAAAGUCUUCGUCAUUUGUCUUCAGGCCCUUUCUCCAAAGUUGUCUCAGGUUCAGGAAUACAUGAGACCACAAUGGGAAAUGUGGCAGUACAAGUUGUUACAGGAGACAUAACCAAGGAGUCCAGUGAAGUCAUCGUCAACUCCAGUAACAAUGAUUUCUCUCUGAAGACAGGUAAAUAUCCAUAUCCAAUAUGGGUUUCUGAUGUCUUCAGCUCUAAUGUGUAGUGGAUAGUACCUGGUAUACUAUAUAUUUGGAAUCCCACUUGAACUCCCCUCUGUAAUUAUUUACUUAAUUAUAAUAAUUACUUCACUUCUGUAUAUUUUUUCCUCUUCCUCAGGGGUGUCAAAGGCUAUCCUGGAAGCAGCGGGUCCGACUGUUCAGGCAGAAUGCAAGAUUCUUUGUAAGGAGUCACCUACACCCAAGAGUUGAUUCUAAACCAAAUAUAACAAUCUAAGCCAAACUUAAGAUUUCUGUAACUUCAACACACAUAUGCACACCCAAGGUCAAGGUUCAGAUGUGUUCAUACCCACUGUCUUUACAUUUAGGUAACCAGCCCCACCAAGGCAUGAUAUUGACCCAGCCAGGCAACAUGAGUUGCAAAAAGAUCCUUCACGUCAUUGGACAGGCUGACCCAGUUCAAAUCAACAUGGUUGUGAAAAAAGCGCUCCAGCUAUGCCAGCAAAACCAGUUUACUUCCGUCUCAAUUCCUGCAAUUGGCACAGGUGAGUUUUAAUAGUAGAGAGAGAACUGUACUGAACAAAGCUUUGACUUUUGUCCUGGAAGCCACUGUAGUUAUGUUCACGAAUAAAAAUCAAAAAGCAGACUUACGGUUGUCAAUAUUUUAAUGGCUCUGAUCUUUUAGUAGGUACUAAUGAAAUCUAGACCUGCUUCUGGCUGUGGUGUUAAUCAAAAAAAUACAUGUACCGUAUUUUCCGCACUAUAAGGCGCACCGGAUUAUAAGGCGCACCUUCAAUGAAUGGCCUAUUUUAAAACUUUGUUCAUAUAUAAGGCGCACCGCAUUAUAAGGCGCAUAGAAAAGACGCUACAGUGGAGGCUGGGGUUACGUUAUGCAUCCAUUAGAUGGAGCUGCGCUAAAGGGAAUGUCAACAAAACAGUCAGAUAGGUCAGUCAAACUUUAUUAAUAGAUUACAAAUCAGCGUUCUAACAACUCCGUUCACUCCCCAAAUGAAUAAACAGCUGUUUUAGGAGCCAUUUUGGGGUCUUUACAUAAACACACAAAUAGAAAUGAAACGGCACGCCUCGCGCAGUCAUAUAUCCCAGCAUGCACCGCGCGCUUCUUCUUCUACGGGGGAAAAUGAAGUCGGCGGCUGCUUACCGUAGUUGCGAGACCUGUUGUGGCUCAAUAUUGGUCCAUAUAUAAGGCGCACCGGAUUAUAAGGCGCACUGUCAGCUUUUGAGAAAAUUGGAGGUUUUUAGGUGCGCCUUAUAGUGCGGAAAAUACGGUACAUGUCGACUGUUAUCAGAAAUCCAUUUUUAAAUAGUUAACUGGUCUGUUAUGCUCUCAAUAGGCAGAUACUGUUUGAAAGACAGCAUUUCAACCUGAUAGAAAAAGAAAUGUAGACUGGAAAUAUUGUACAUUUUUGGCAAAUUAGCUGGUAUUUAACAGGGUUGAGCUUCAGAUUUGUGUAAUUUAUGCUCUACGUGCUUCAGGUCAAGGCAAUGUCCACCCAAGACAGGUUGCGGAUGCCAUGUUGGAUGCAGUGAUUGAUGUCUUGAGCCAAAACACGUCCACCACCCUGAAGACAAUUCGGAUUGUCAUCUUUCAGUCGCCUAUGUUAAAAGACUUUUUCAGCAGUAUGCAAGAAAGAGAAGCAACACAAGCUGCAACUGAAGCUCCCAAAGACAAAGGAUGGUCAUUUAAAAAUAUCAAGAGCAAAAUCACAUGUAAAUAUGGAGAGUAUGUGUAUGUGUAUGUAUGUGAGUAUGUGCAACUCCCCCAGCUUCCUCAUUCAAAGACCCCAUUCCCAAUAAACAUGUUUUUUUUUCUUAUAGCCCUCUUUGCCAACAACAAUGAUGAUCCACAGAAAGCAGAGGAUUUUGUAAUUGACCCUCUGCUAGUGGACCCUGCAUGCUUCCACAUCUGCAGCGACUCACAGGCAAAAGUAGACUCAGCCAAGAAGUGGAUCAGCGACCUGAUUACCAAAGAGUACAUCACUGACGAUAUUUUAGACACUGGCAUCCUAAAUCUGUCUGAUGCAGAUCGCCAACAGAUUGCUGACAUCCAGAAGACCGAGAAGGUGAGUAUAAGGAUCCAAAGCAAGAACAACCAAGCAUCGAUCACCAUAGAGGGGCUCAGCAGCAAUGUUUACAAAGCCAGUAAAAUGAUCAAUGAGAUGUUGAAGAAGACCAGAGAGGAGGAGGACCUAAAGAACAAGGUGGCACUGGCUGGAGAAUUGGCCGACUGGCAGUACCAGCAGGCAGGGCUUCAGUUCCAGAGUUUUGACUUGAUGAGUAACUUUGAGCUCGAGCAAGCGUUGAAAAAGAAUCAACCCAGUGUAAAAGUGACAGUCAAGGGUGAGGAUUACACCGUCACAAUGCCAAGUGGACCUGCAACUGACAGCAAGGGACAAACCUUCGAGAUUAAACGGAUCGACAAACUUAAAGGUAUAUCAUCUCGCAUGUUUGCUCAGAUAACUGUGUUAGCUUUCAUAACCCUGCCUCAGAGUGCAGCAUUAGAUCCACAAUGAUAUGAUAUGAUAAAAUAAGAUAAGAACUUUAGUAAUCCCAGAAGGGAAAUUCAAUAAAAAUUCUAUGAAACUGUACAAUAUAUAUUUUUUUAUUUUGAGGAAAAUUUAAAGUGGGUCAAAAACCAGAUUUGUGUCAGUUAAACCAGAGAAAUGUAAGGGUAAUCUUUGAACUGCUGGAUUAUUUACCAGAGCUGCUAGUUGUAGACAAAUUAUUUGUUACAAUAUUGUUUAUUAUUGUUGAUAAAUACUUGAUACUUGGGAAAACCUAAAGAAAUUGUGUGUCUUAAUCCUAGUUGAAGACAUCCCUGAUUUCUGGGACCCCAUGCCAGCCGACAAAUCCUGUCUAGCUGUCACCCUCCAGCCGGGGACUCCAGAGCACAAAGAAAUCCUGAGUUUGUUUCAAGCCUCAUGCAAACUCACUGUCAUAAAGGUAAUGGACAGUAUCUUCUCCAGCAUUUUUUUUUCUUUCUGAGGCAGGCUCUUGAACCUGCUCUUAAACUGCUGAACUCUCAAAGUGAUGAGUAUUGUGUCCUCUGACUGUGGAAGCUUGAGUCAUUUGUCACCAGGAAACUCCCCUCAGAAACCUGUGUGAGGGCUUUAGACUACAGCUGAAUCAGGACUAAAGACAGAAGAGAGAAGUGAAUGUGAUCCAUUUAAACCAAAGGACAACUUGUAAAGCCAUGUUUCUGAUGCUCUGUCUGUAUAUUCACUAUUUGUUCUUUAUUUUUUAAGAUUUUUAAGAUCUUUUCCCAUUUGAUGGUACUUUAAUUUUUUCUUUAAUAUUCAUUCACAUUCAAGGCAGCAGGACAAUCACUGGCUUGAGUUCAGACAGUUUUCAUAAAGUGGUAAAUGAGAUCUUUUUGCUGCUAUACAACUAUUGUUAUUUACCAUCCAACCAUCCAGGUUUAAAGUGCUCAUUUUCUCUUUCUAGAUUCAGAGGAUCCAGAAUCCAGUGUUGUGGAAGAGUCUCCAGAUAAAGAAGCGUGACAUGGAGCAGAGGAACAAACACCAGAAUAAUGAGAAACGUCUCUUUCACGGCACUAGCGAAGACACUGUGGACCACAUCAACGAGCACGGUUUUAACAGGAGUUAUGCUGGAAAGAACGGUGAGAAGAUGAUAAAUCUGACACCUAAUAAUUUUUUAUUACAAUCCCAAAGACAUUAAAAAGAUCCAAAUCCCAUUCUUUCCUGAAAAAAUGAAGGUUCAAAGUUCUCAGAGACUAUCUUUCUGCUUCUCUUCAUUUUCUCCAGCUGCCUUUUAUGGAAACGGGACAUACUUCGCUGUCAAUGCCAGUUACUCUGCAAGCGACACCUACUCUAAACCAAACCAGAACAUGGAGAAGUUCAUGUACCUCUGCCAAGUGCUGACUGGGGACUAUGAACAUGGCAAGCAACACAUGAUUGUGCCACCUAAUAAGAAGGGUUCUUUGGUUGAGAAGUAUGACAGUGUGGUGGACGAUGUGACCAAACCCGCUUUAUUUGUUAUCUUCCAUGAUGCCCAAGCUUACCCUGAAUAUUUGAUCAUGUUUAAGUAACACAUCUGUGCACAGACAUUACAAAAACAAAAAGCUGAAUGUUCAACACUGCCUUAGAACACUUUAGUCUGCACUUUUGAUUUGGCUACUUUGACUGUAGAUGCUUGUUUUUAACUCAGAGCUGUCCUGUAAGGUAAGAGUGAUUUCCUGGAUUACAAACAACAAGUAUUGAUCAGAGGUUUCUUUUGACAGUAUUAACCAUGCAGUGCCUUUAAUGAAUUUAGUGAACUAUGCAGAGCAGAAUCAAACUGUGUAGAAAUCUGUUUUACCUUUAAUCUAAACAUUUUACGUCUGCUUAACUCUUACCUCUGAAAUCAGAGUUCGCGGAGGUGGGGGGCCCUGUAAGGCUGUUGGAAAGUGCCUGCUCACUUUCAACAAGCCAUGUGAUACAGUUGUUUAUCAGGUUUACAAUUACUUUUGGUUUUGAAAUAGAAAUUGAAAGUUAAAUGCCAGCCUGCACAAAUAAAAGUCAAGAGAAGAA
Messenger RNA from Xyrichtys novacula (pearly razorfish), 11451 nucleotides. Lineage: Eukaryota; Metazoa; Chordata; Actinopteri; Labriformes; Labridae. The record is from the annotation of a GenBank genome assembly.